AUGAACCAACCUGAAAUACCCAAAUAUGAAAAGGGGAGAGUUCUACCGAUUGGCACACAUCAGGUAAUAAUCGAAAAAUAUUUGGCAUGUGGUGGGUUUGCACAAGUCUAUUCUGUGAGAGUAAUUGACUCUUCCAAUGCUCGAAAUGAAUUAGGUACAAUGGCAUGCUUGAAGCGCGUAAUUGUCCCAGAUAAAAGUGGACUAAAUACCUUAAGGGCAGAGGUGGAUGCAAUGAAGCUUUUAAAAGGUAAUAAAUAUAUUGUAUCGUAUAUAGAUUCACAUGCACAAAGAUCUGAAUUGAAACAGGGCGAGUAUGAAGUAUUUCUAUUGAUGGAGUAUUGUUCAAGAGGUGGGGUUAUUGAUUUUCUAAACACCAGACUAUAUCAUCGAUUGCAAGAAUUUGAAAUAUUGAAGAUUAUGAGCGAUGUUUGUCAAGGGGUUGCUGCAAUGCAUUAUUUACAACCACCUUUAAUCCACAGGGACAUUAAAAUUGAAAACGUUUUAAUAUCUGAAAAUGGUGAUUAUAAAAUCUGUGAUUUUGGUUCUGCCUGCAGUGUAUUAAGGCCACCAAAAACACCACAAGAGGCUGCAUUCAUCCAUCACGAUAUAAUGAUUAAUACAACUGCCCAAUAUAGAUCUCCUGAGAUGAUAGAUAAAUAUUCUGGUUACCCAAUUGAUGAAAAAUCAGAUAUUUGGGCAUUAGGGGUUUUUCUAUACAAAUUAUGUUAUUACACAACUCCAUUUGAAAAAGAAGGUGAAAAUGCCAUCCUUAAUGUAAAAUUCCAGUUUCCCUCUUACCCACAAUAUUCCGACCAUAUCAGAAAUAUAAUUACAAUUAUGCUAAAUAAAGAUCCAAUCAAAAGACCAAAUAUUUGCCAAGUUUUAGAGCAAGUAUCUAAAUUACAAGGAGUCCCUUGUCCUAUUGAAAAUUUUAUGUUAACUAGGAUUAAAUUACAAAACUCAAGAAACAACAGUAAUAAAUCAACUAGCCUAAAUGAUACCACGAAUAAUAGUUUUAAUAAUGAACUAGCUUUAGACCAAUGUAAUUCUUUAAGCCCAACUAAUAGCUCAACUCGCAGAAAUAGUACAUUCAGCGAUACUAAACGAAAAUCUCUCAUGGAAGCAGAUACCCCGUAUUUAAAGCCACCUAUCUCGAAUCCAAGAUCGGGUCAUUGCGUAUCACCAAGUUUAAAGUUAAAUGUGGAUACAUCAAAAUUUAUUGCAUCGGCUAGUGUCUCACCUAACAAUAUCAAUUCAAGUUCUCCGAUAAGCAAUUCUUAUAUUCCUUCCAUAUCCUCCAUUCCAAACUUAAAUUUAAGUGAAUCACCUAUAACAUUAAAUAGCUUGCCAUUUUCUACGUCUCCCCUAUCUCUAGCUCCAGUACCUAUAAAUGGUCCAAAUACAAAGGGUCAAUCACCUACUAAUUCAUAUAUAUCUCCAACAUUAACUCCAAUUCCAGGCACUUUAACAAAAAAUACAUUACCAUUACCUCUUCCAAAUUCGCCUACCUUAAAUCUAUCACUACCACAACCUAUUCCAGAAAUUAAGGUUUCGCCACUAUAUAAUUCAGCUUCAAUGCCUAAUACCAAUUUGACAAAACCAAUGCCAUUUUCUCUUCCACCAAAUAUCGACUUAUCAUCAAAAAAUUUAAAUUUACCAGAGCUGCCUUCCCUUAAUUCCACAUUAUCCAGUCCUUCGCAUUCACCUCAGCUAUCUACAGUUGCAGAUACUCCUUAUUUGGCGAAUAUUGGAUCUGCUUCCCCAACUACAUCGAUAUCGAAUAGAUUACAAUUUUUUACAACUAGUCGGCAUGGUAGUAUAUCUUCAAAAAUUGCCCACCAUAACAAUAACACAAUAAAUACAUCUCAUUUACAACCAUCACCACAAAUGUCCCCACCAUUAUCACCUCAGCUGUUAACAUAUAUGCCUCUUCCUUUGUCUCCUCAAAUAUCUCCUCAAAGUAUUCCACCAGCUCUACCUCCAAAGUUACCAAUAGACAAUACGUUGACUUUACAGCAACAAUUUCAUACUUAUCAGCAACAGAAGCAAGCACAAAAAAUUACAAAACUACCAAAUGUAUCUGAUAGCGUAACAAUAGGCCACUCAGGUAACUUAGGAAAGAUAUUUAAAGACUCCUUAUUUGAUGAUAACUCAGCAAUUGAUGAUAGCAUUACUGUAGAAAAUACUAUUCAAAAAGAUUUUACCGAAAGCUGCAAUUCUAGCAAUCUAAUAAACUUAGAUUCAAAUUCUGCAUCAACACCCCACCUUAAAUUAAUCCUUACUCAUGAUUCCUUAAAUAAUGAUUCCACAAUUGAUGACACUUUUGCAAAAAAACAUGAUAACCUUAGAAAGUUAAGAUCUAAAGAUUCAAACACUUCAAUAACCUCUAUGUUUUCAGAAAUUACCAAUUCAUCCACAAAAAAUGUCUUUGUAACAACACCACGUAACGAUGACGCUAUUUCAAAAUCUCAAUCAAGUUUAAACUUGAUCCAGUUCUCAAGCUCCGAAGCUAGUGCUAAGGUGUCUAGUUCCAAGCUCAAUUAUAAGAAUCAAAAUACCAAAAUUAAGGUUUCUACUGAUUCAUUUAGCUCCACUGCGUCUCCUUUGAGUUCAAGACAAAAUACAGGCGAUAGUAUAAAGAGUGCUUUUUCAAAAUUGAGAAGAAGCCUUUCGAGUUCCAACCCAUCUAGAAUUAUUUCAAGUGACACAUCUUCAACAAGAAAAAAUAAAUCUUCCAAUUUUCGUAAUGUUUCUGAACCAAGCACAUGUGACCCACAAUAUACUUUUUCUAUCACAAUGAAUCCUACUACUAGAAUAUCUUCAGUCAGCAGAAAGUCUAGAUACGAGUCUGAUAGUUCUGUAUAUUUUUCUGCCAAUAGUGGAUCAGCAUUUAGAAGGGAAUCCGUUGCAGAUAGUAAUAUAGAUAAAGUUGAAUCAUUAGGUAAAAAUUCGUCACAAUAUAAUAAUAAUUCUCUCCAGAGAAUGGAAUCCGUAGUUGAAAAUGCGCCAUCAGAGACUUCUUUCAAACUAAAUAGCUCACUGCCAAAAAUGUCAUCAGUAACAGAUAAUAGUCAAACAGUUAAAGAGACAAUAGAUAACAACUUUACACAAAGAAUUGGAUCUGUUGUCGAAUAUCCUCUUUCUAGAGCAGAAUCUGCAGUGAAUAGCACUAGUUUAAGUAAUGAAUUAAGAGAGGUGUCUGCAGCAGUUAAUAUACUCCAAAGAAUAGAUCACGAAAUAAGCCAACCAGUCAAUGAAACAGAGUUUAUCGAGGAAGAUGAUUCAAAGGAACAUACUAACCCUUUCACCAGGGACUACUCUGCGAAAAGAGAUUCAUUUAAUACAAUAAACUCUCAAAGACUAAGCUCAUUAAGUAGUAAUUCAACAAGGAAAGAGUCAGUAACUGCUAACACAUCACCAGAGAGAGAAAUAGCACCUGAUAUUUUUCUUCAGAAAACAGAGUCAUUAGUCAAGAAUUCAGAUUCCUUGCAAACUACUAACUCUAUACAAUUUGAAUCAUUAUUAAGUGGGUUUUACAGUAGAGAUUCAAUUAUUAAUAAUAGUAACUCUUCGAAGGGUGACAUUUCUUCAUUGAGACUUGUUUCAAAUCCUGAUGCUAAAGAUUUAAUCAAGAAACGUGUUAUGGAAUUAUUAAAAAAUUCAGAAACAGAUAACGGUGUAACAAGAACAGCCCAUGGUUACGGUAAGUAUACUGAUAAACCUAAUACUAGCCAAAAUAAAGCACCGCAAAGAACCAUAUCAAUGGACUUUUUUGAAAAACAAGCAGUAUUUGCGAAAGAUUCCAAUUCAAAACAUGAUAUACGCAGGAAUAAUGUAUCAAUUAUAUCUAACACUAUAGGUGGGGCUGAAACUAAUGGCUAUCAUUCAUUUAAUGAUUAUAACUAUAGAGAGCCUGCAAGACACACAUCGGUCAAAAUUCAUACAUUGAAGGAAUCAUCGAAGAAGCAUGGGAGCUUUAAAUCGCCUCCUCCAUUACCUCCAAGGAUAUCAAUAGAUGAAAAAGUGAAAGAUCAAAAACUUAAAGAGGAUACCCCUAAGAAACAUACUCAUCGAACUACCAGAAAACUUCUUGUUGGUAGGCUUAGAAAAUCAUCACAAUCAGAAUCAUCGAAAAAAAAACAUUCAGAAUCAUCGAAAGAAUCAUCUAAAGAAUCAUCUAAAAAGAAGCAUUCGGAACAAUCACAUAAAAAAAUACCAGAACCUUUAAUAGAACUGGACAGGUGUUCUUUAGAAAAGCCAAUACCACCUCCCAAACCUAAAAAGUUAAGACAUAAAUCCAAAAUACUUUCUCAUAUAGGUGUUUCUAAAUAG
This is a messenger RNA of Henningerozyma blattae CBS 6284, 4332 nucleotides long. RefSeq lists its product as uncharacterized. Gene Ontology annotation, cellular component: cytoplasm. The record is from RefSeq and is a predicted model, not a curated record. Gene Ontology annotation, biological process: actin cortical patch assembly; actin filament organization; protein autophosphorylation. The transcript has a single exon. Gene Ontology annotation, molecular function: protein serine/threonine kinase activity; ATP binding. NCBI's taxonomy places the organism in Eukaryota, Fungi, Ascomycota, Saccharomycetes, Saccharomycetales, Saccharomycetaceae. Bases 1 to 4332 code for a protein of 1443 amino acids.